CACUUUGUCUCGCUACCCAAUCACAGAUUACGUAGAAUUGUUGUCGUACGUGUGUGUUGACGCUGUAGCAAAGCUACCGGGAGAGAAGCUAACUGCUAGAAACCAACGUAACAAGAUGGAGGUGGAGCAGCUUCUGUCUCUGUCAGGCUCGGCGCUGGCUCAGGCUGUCAGCUCUCUGCUGGAGACUCCUGGCCUCUACGUUUUCUCUGACAUCUUGGAGCUGCCUAAUGUCAGAGAGCUGGAGAAUGGCCCUCAUGCGCCGGUGUAUCACCUGCUGAACCUCUUCGCCUAUGGAACCUACUGCGACUACAAAGAGAGAGCGGCGUCUCUUCCAGAGCUGACUCCAGCUCAGAGAAACAAACUCCGUCAUCUGUCCAUCAUCAGCCUGGCUUCCAACCUCAAGUGCCUGCCAUACUCGCUGCUGCUGCAGCAGCUCGAGCUGAAGAAUGUGCGGGAGCUGGAAGACCUGCUGAUCGAGGCCGUCUACUGCGACAUCAUCCAGGGGAAACUGGACCAGAGGAACCAGCAGGUGGAGGUGGAUUGCAGCGUCGGCCGCGAUCUCGGCCCCAACGAGCUCCCAAACAUAAUCAACACACUGCAGGAGUGGUGUACAGGCUGUGAGGCGGUUCUGUGCGGUAUCGAGGAGCAGGUCUCGAGGGCGAACCAGUACAGAGAGAACCAGCUAAAGGUUAAAGUCCAAGUGGAAACAGAGGUGUCAAACCUACAAAAGACGUUAAAGGCCACCGCUGCGUCUCCGUCCUCAGGCCCCGCCCCCGCCGGAGCAGCGUCCAAUCAGGAUGCGGAUCAGCCAGCCGAGCCUCGGGACCCCGCCUCCUCUCAGGAACCACGACAGCCGGGCAAGAAGGCUUCAAAGGUCAAAGGGCUGCGUGGGAGCGGAAAGAUCUGGUCCAAGUCCAACUGAGGCGGAGGGAUUAGGAUGGGAGGACGGCCGCACUGAUGGACACUCGCUAAUUUACGGCUCGUUGGCACGUUGACGGACGGACGCAUACCUGAAAACGAUGCGAGCCAUUCUUUCUGGAGAACAGCCACACACCUUCACUGGAAAUUCUUGUCAACAAAUAAAACGCCUGCGGGGCGAGCGAAGCAGGCGUGUGGUCCGCUUCUGCACAGACUCUCGGUGUAAAUAAAAGCACUUGUCACACACGAGGACAGAACCGUCUGCAGUAGGAAUCAGUUGCCUUUGACCGGAAACAGGAACCGCGUAUUUAAAGGUGUACGUUUGUUUGUGUCGUUUGGUUCAGAUUAAUUUCCAGUUGAUUUGUUUUCUUUCUUUCUCCCUGCUGGGUUGGAAACUUGUAUAAGAAUCAGAAUAUAAGUUGUCGGGGAAAUAAAAUAGCUCACUAUUCA
Messenger RNA from Gambusia affinis (western mosquitofish), 1368 nucleotides. It is a transcript of the gene cops7a, whose product is annotated as COP9 constitutive photomorphogenic homolog subunit 7A. The record is from RefSeq and is a predicted model, not a curated record. Gene Ontology annotation, biological process: COP9 signalosome assembly. Gene Ontology annotation, cellular component: COP9 signalosome. Lineage: Eukaryota; Metazoa; Chordata; Actinopteri; Cyprinodontiformes; Poeciliidae. The coding region runs from base 116 to 922 and encodes 268 amino acids. The transcript has 8 exons.